Didymodactylos carnosus is the source of this 1359-nucleotide messenger RNA. The record is from the annotation of a GenBank genome assembly. Lineage: Eukaryota; Metazoa; Rotifera; Eurotatoria; Philodinida; Philodinidae.
AUGUUUCUUAUAUUUCCGUUCGUUUUCCCUCAUAAAGAAAUUGGAUUAAACAUAAUGGAACUUAUUGCAUUCAACAAUAAAGUUAUUGCGUUACAAAAAGCUGUUAAACGUAGUCGUGUACGAAUAAUUCGAAAGUUAACACGACAAAUUGAACAAUUGCGAAAAAAGACGACGAUUGUUAAUAAUGAAAAUGCUAAUCAUGAACGAAAUGAAAAGAAAAUUAAUCGUUUCAUUGAAGAGAUUCGAAACAUCAAAAAAUUAAAACUUAAAGAUGUUGUUUUAUUUGCAAUGGAAAAUGAAGGAACAUUUCAAAGUAUUCUAAAACAACAUAAGGAAAGUGUAAAUGAUAUUAAACAACAUUCACUUAUUCGUUUAUCAACUGAAUCAUCAUUGCAAACAGACAUUAUGAAAUUGAAAACGAGUGAUGAUUUCAAAGAAUCUUGGCAACGUCUAUUAAUUCAAUAUAAAUCACGUCGUGCUAAACGUCGUGCAUGGAAAGAGAAAGCAAAUGAUUUUAAACAAAUUGAAUCUGAAUUAAAACGUCAACAAGAUGAAUUAGAAAAUGAGAGUGAACUAUUAGAAUCACGAUCACUACCACUAAAAUCGAAAAAGAAGAUAAUCAAAACAAAAAUAGCUAAAGAAGAAGAAGAAGAAGUGAACAAUGAAGAAGAAGUAGAAGAAGUGAACAAUGAAGAAGAAGAAGAGGAAGAAGUGAACAGUGAAGAAGAAAAGAAAAUUGAGAGUGAUUUAGAGGAAGAAAAACCGAAGAAAAAGACUGAACCAUUUUUUCGUUCAAAACCAAUAAGUAAACAAUCUGUUGUUUGUAUAAUCGAUUUGGAAAAUAAUACAAUGGAACCAUUGGCUGAAGCCACUAUGGACGAUGAAAUUUCCUCUGAUGAUGUAGAAGAGAGUAUGAAUAAAUCACUUGUCGAAAAUUUAAAUGAAAUAGCGACAGAUAAAACUCCUUUAGUUGAUCCAUUUUUUUUAAAUGGAACACAUAAAAUAACGUAUCAGACAAUAAAAACAACUAGUUCCUAUCCCUCUGUUGGUGAUAAGAAUUCAAUUGAACAAUCCUAUUUUGUUGAUACAUUAGCAAAACAAAACAAUAGUAUGAAAAAUAAUAGAAGACAGCAAAGUUUAAAUAUACCAUCUAUCCAAAAUAAUAGAAGACAGCAAAGUUUAAAUAAACCAUCUAUCCAAAAUAAUAAUGGUUAUAGUAAUGAAAAAGUUAAACGAGUACCGUCUACUACAAUACAUCCAUCAUGGGAAGCAAGUCGUUCGAAGCUCGAUCAAUGUCGAAUACAAAAAUCACAAGCAAAAAAAAUUGUUUUUAACGACAGUGGAGAAGAUAGUGAUUGA